Haliotis rufescens (red abalone) is the source of this 4208-nucleotide messenger RNA. RefSeq lists its product as uncharacterized. Bases 792 to 2969 code for a protein of 725 amino acids. Gene Ontology annotation, molecular function: antiporter activity. NCBI's taxonomy places the organism in Eukaryota, Metazoa, Mollusca, Gastropoda, Lepetellida, Haliotidae. The transcript is spliced from 4 exons. The record is from RefSeq and is a predicted model, not a curated record. Gene Ontology annotation, cellular component: Golgi apparatus.
CUGCAUUUUAAGCACAAUGUGUAUGUUUUCGUUUCAUUAAUUAAUUCUACCGUUCUUGAACUCACCAAGCAAUUGAAGCACCGCUCUCUUUAUACACGAUCAUCUUGUGACUAGUGUAGAGGUACACCCUUCUGUGGCGCUGAAUUCGAGCUUAUGUAUUAUGAUUAAGGGUAAAAGUUCAGUUUGUCAUGCCUAAAACGUACCAUCAUGUGUGUUCUAAAUUAUUGGUCCUGGUGUAUUUACACUUCACCCUUCUCUUUUGCUGAUCCGAGAACAAACAUCUUGGGCGAGAGACAACUUUGUUCAACCAUGCCUGCUAGUUCACCGAAUGGCCAAUCGUCUUGCAUCAUCUUGCAGAUUAAUCAGUCUCAGCUCCGUCACGCGGAAUAUCUCCGAGCCACUGAAUAUUUCAGUUAUUGGAUUUACUGCUUGUUAUCAAAGACAAUAACCUACGCUAAUGGAGUUAUAACGGCCAUACACUGAAGUAAAGGUGUUGACUUAGGCCUCGUGUUGGAAUGAUUCGUGUCACGAACAGCUUUGUCAUCGAGUGUUUGGAUCCCGUUGUCCCUUGUCCUGCCUCAUGCACUCUGUCGGGAACAAACUGAGACAGAUUCAUUCUUCAGUGGGGAACUCAUCCUUUCAGACAUAGCAGUGAGCGAAGACACCGGUGAUAAGUACUGUGGUGGUGAGAAAUCCUCCCCACAUAGCCUCUCGGAGCAUGUCACCACACUCGAAGCAUUUCACAGAGGGCAGCGCGUUGUAAACUACAGGAAGCGCUCACCUCGCGCCACAUGAAAAAGACGAUGGAGCUUGUGCAGGAUUACAGUCGACUGGCGGCCAUAUUGAUGUCCUGGACUGUCACAGCGUUCAUCUGUCAUCAGUGUGCCAAGAGUUAUCUUUCCUUUCUCGGAGCGAGUACCAUGGGUUACAUGUCGGUGUCCAUGCUUCAGUUAUCAUUGUGUGUGUUGACGUUGACGAUCAAGUCGGGGAAAGAAAUCCCGUCAUCAUGGCAACACAAGGCAAUGACUUUAGCUGGUCACGUGAUAGCUACACUAGCAACUAAUUACAGCCUUUCUCUAAUUCACGCCUCGUCAACAUUCGCCAUUAAAAUGCUGGAACCAAUCACAAGUGCCGUUAUACAGAGGACUUUGUUCACGGUGACCUUGCCAAUCUCAUCGAUGUUAACAUUACCGGUCAUUGUGUCAGGGGCAAUCCUAUUUACUGGAAACCCAUUCCAAGACGCUGCAUUGUCACAAGGCCUCCUGUGGGCACUAAUUUCAAAUCUGGCCCUCGCAUUUCGUAAUAUAUCAAUGAAACGUUUGUUCCAAAAUGGUCACCAUCUUGAGGCUAGAACAAAAGUCGUAACACUCACGACCACAGGGACUCUGCUGCUGAUGCUGUGUCUUCUUUGUUUAGUCCAGGGACCUUCCUUCUGUCAUCUGGGGAUACUAGCAACGUCGUCCGCCGUCUUCCACGUCGUAUACACAUAUCUGUCAGUGGCAUUGGUGUUAAAGUCUGUUUCUGUCGUCACACACGCCGUCAUCAACAUUUUUAAAAGGGUCGCCGUCGUUUUAAUGUUGUGUGUGUUUGGAAGAAGGGGGCUAACUUUGAUCAACAUCGCGGGGUUAUUGGUGUCUGGUCUGGGCCUCGUACUCUACACUAUCAAGAAGAACCAAGCGCCAAGUCCAGCUAUGACCGUUCCUGCUGUAAGCACAAAAGGAACUGUUCAAAGAGUAGCUUUGUUUCUCCUGCCCCUGGCCUUGCUCUGCACAGCUACCGGAGUUACAAAGCUUCACUGGGACACUUUGGCUAACAUCAAAAUUCAACAGACGGAAUUAUCUCCAAUUGACGCAACCGAAUACUGGAAAUCCAUUGGCCUGCACUUCACACCUGAGAACGGACUUGAAGACUUUAUUUCUAUGAAGUACGUAGACCACCCAUACGAGACAGACAGACUGUCGCCGUUACUGACGCGCCACUAUGACGUCAUCAAGGAAGCACAAAGAAUACAUUUCAACAUCUUUAACGACUUGAUUGGUACCAAGAAAUACGCUAUUUUAUUUGAUGUGGCCGACUACGAAAACAAAGGAGACCCUGCCAUAUCGACUGGAGAAAUUAUCUUUCUUCGUAAACUCGGCAUACAGCUUAUUUAUUAUUGCUUGACAAGCAAAUGCCCCAACGCAAUACAUCAUUCUGUAAAGAUCAGUGAAAAGUACCCCAAAGAUCAAGUUAUAAUUCUUUUCCAAGGAGGUGGAAAUAUGUUUUCGUAUAAAAAAACUGACGAAAUAAGAGAAAAGGUGAUCAAGUCUUUCCCCAAUCAUCAAAUCAUCUGUUUCCCGCAAAGCAUCUGGUUAAGAUAUGAAGCAUCAGAAAUAAACCGCUUAGCGAAAAUAUAUAAUGGCCACAAAGAUUUUACACUAUUAAUCAGAGAUAGAAGCUCAUUGGAAAAGGUUAGCGCUCUCCUGAACAACACGAGGCGUAUUCUUGCCCCUGAUAUGGCGUUUCAGAUGGGAGCAGUGUCCCGCUUUGCUCCUCCAACAUUUGACAUUUUGUGGUUGAAAAGACAUGACGAAGAGGCUAUCGGGUACACACUACCAACGUUUCCUAAAAAUGUUACCGUUCACGUUGCAGACUGGUUCCGCACGUGGCCAACAGCAAGAGACGAAUCCACAAUGGAGAUGGCUAUCCAUAUGGCUACAAAUGGUCUGUUGUUUCUUCAGAGAGGACGUGUAGUCAUAGCUGACCGGCUUCAUGGCCAUAUUUUGUCCGUGUUGUUGGGCAUUCCGCACGUGAUUCUGGACAACUCCUACCACAAGGUGACCAGUUACCACAAAUCCUGGACACAGGGCAUGGACAAUGUCAAGGUCGCGAGUACGAGUGAUGACGCGUUGCAUAUGGCACUGGAAUUCCUUGACAAACAAGAUGACAUUUUACCACCCAUUCUACAGUACCAUGUUAGUCAUGAUUAAAACUUUCACAUAAAACAGCUCUUGGUAAAUGUGAAGCUAGGUUACACGUGGUUUGUUGGAAGCAGCUUAGGAUCAGAAUGUCAGACGAUGUAUAAUACCUAUUUGGGGCCCCUAAGUUGACAUGAUCAAACAAUGUUUACAAAAUAUAAGGUUUACAGAUAGUAGUGGCUUUCGAAUUGAUAAAUAUAUACUCUUCAAAAAAAGAAACGCAAAGCCAGAUUUGUAUGAGGUAGGAAAAUACAGUCAGCUACGUUUAUAACGAACGAACAUGCACGCUUAUGACGAACUGGCGGAUAUGACGAACUGUUUUGGUCCCGUCCAUUCGCUGUAUUUACAUGUAUGUUGUAAAUAUGUCUUAAACGAACUACGGUUAUAAUGAACUAAACUUCGUUUUAACCGUAGUUUACUCUAUGUGUUUGUGAGGUUUGUGUUGAAGGUGUCCUUGUUUAAAUUAUGUAUGUUUGUUGUUUGUUGGCAUUUAUGAUGGUGUAGGUACGAGGGCUGAUCAAACAGUUUUGACUAACUUUCAACUAUGGGCCAUAACAAAAAGAGCCAGUCGUUUGAGUUUGAGUAGUUCAUGUUAUAUUUGGGAUAACACUUUCUUCGUAAUGUACAGAUUUCUUAGUAAAGUCAGCGAUCUAACCCACUCAGCCACCGAGGCCACGAGAAUCUAUUCUUUACUAAGAAAGUGUUAUCCAAAUAUAACAUUUGUUACAUUUCACCACUUUCUAUCUGGCAUUGAGAAUCACAGCUUUCGGCCAUGGGAACCGUGCCAAUUUACACAUGUCCGAGGGGUACACACAGUAUGUGCUCUAGACUACCAGUUGUCGGACUUUAAUUUUGUGGAAGUCUCGGUGGCUGAGUGGGUUGGAGCGCUGACUUUGUGUGCUGGCGAUAAGGUGCCUCACUCUGGCAAGUAGGGGUUCGAAUCCCGGACGAGACUCAAUCCCAAAAGGUACGAGAAUCUGUACUUUACUAAGAAAGUGUUAUCCCAAUAAUAACAGUUACAUUUGACCACUUUCUAAACUGCAUAGUGUAUUCAUAUGUACACUGUGCAACAACGGUGUCUGAUGCAGACUUGGAGAAUCAUACCCCUGGUGACUAUGUCUUUAUGUUUUAAUAAUUUCAUAUUGCUUUGCUAAUAUUAUUGCUAGGAUCCCCUUUGUUAUUGUUAUGUAAGCAAAUGUUGUGGGUAAUGAAUUAUUCUUAGUGUAGAAUUAAUAAACUCUUCUUAAUUGC